This is a messenger RNA of Drosophila takahashii, 861 nucleotides long. RefSeq names its product protein FAM177A1. The record is from RefSeq and is a predicted model, not a curated record. Lineage: Eukaryota; Metazoa; Arthropoda; Insecta; Diptera; Drosophilidae.
AUUUGGCAACCCGCACCCGUUUGCUUUUUCAUGACCAAAACGGCGGCUGCGAUUCAAACGAAGUGAAGCUCAACCGCAAAAAAACAUUCGCACGGCGUCAAUCAAUCGAAGCGGGUGCUAAAUCGGCUAAAUAAUAUAUACAAAUAUGUCGGGGGAUGGAAUGGGGAUGACCAAGAGCAGGGGAGGAUCAGGAUCAGGAUCAGGAGCAAGUGCAUCCGAAACGGACAAUGUAACGGCCCUCGAGCUGCAGUCCAAUAAACGCAUGCUCUACUUCAGCGAUGGCGUCAUGGAGGAGCUGUCCUCCGGCAGCGAGGACGAGGCGGAUGCGGAAGUGGGCGACAGGAGCUACGACGUCCAUCUAAACGAGAGCGAAAUGGCGCUGGGGCCACGCCUGCGGCACAGGGCCAGCAGGAUGGGCAACCGAUUCCUGGCCGGCAUCGACUACGUGGGCGGCGGACUGGCCUCCCUGCUGGGCAUCACCAGCAGCAAGUAUGCCAGCGAAAUGGAGAACUACCAGAGGGCCAAGGAGAAUGGCGACGAGGACCUUGACAACUGGCAACCGCAGGCUAAUAACAAUAACAACAAUAACGGUGGCCGGAAUGAGACCAUCGUUUUGUGCGGACCAACACGCAGUGAGGCGACCUUGUCACCCACUCGGCAAUAGGCGAAAUUGCGCCCCUUUUGUUGGUUUCUUGGCUGGAAAACGUGGAACAAAAAUGCUCAUGGAGUACUUUUUUAGUUGGUAAAACCCAGAGGAAUCAGUAUCAGAAUCAAAUCCAAACAGAUCUUAACUUUUCGACACUUUAUUCGCUAGCAAAUAAGUUACAUGUAAUAAUAAAAAAAUACACAAUACAAAAUACA